UAAUAGCUUUUUUGAAAUUUGCCACUUGGAUUCGCCGUUUCGAGAAAAAGCACCCCGUUAUUAAGAGAUUUAUCUCAUAUGUUUCUCUCUCCCCCCCAAAAAGUAAACCCGGUGUCUGUGUUUGAAAUUUUCGUCUUUCUCUCUUCUCGACGAUUUUCUCUUUCUCUCUCCUCGACGAAUACCCAUAAUUUCUGAGCUUCUCCCUGACUCCAUCUCCAUUUAGUUUGCGCAAUCAGAUAUGGCUGUUGUAAAUUGAAGGUAUUGAAGCAGUAGAAAGUGUUCGAAAUUGGUGAAGAAUUGAUCAAAGGAAAGGGCGGUGCUGGGCGAUUCAGGUGUCAAAUUGUACUCAUAAUCCCUCCAUUGUUGAAAUAGGGUCCAUUAAAAAUAGAGGUACGCAAACCGGCGGCUUUCUCAUCGAAGCCCAAACCCGUGGGCCAAUCAAAACUGUGGCUAUGAUUGGUAAACAUAAGGAAAAAUGUGAUGUUGACGAUGACUAUGACGACUAUGAAGAAGGUGAGGAUAGGGAGGCUGAGGAAUUUGAACAUUCGAGCAAUAAGGGUGGUUCAAAUUCAAGUUCUAGAUUUAUGGAGGUGAUGAUUAAGGAGUAUUUGAAGAAAAAGAGUAGGAAGAGAAAAAGGAAGUCGCUCUACGGUGGGGCGAAUAAGAAGGUGGGAGUUGGUGCACAAUAUUGGAUUUGGGGGGUUGCUGAAUUUUGAUAUGAAGAAUAACUCGAGGCAGUUAUGUUACUGGCUGAUAGAGUAGGGUGUUUGCUGAUGGGACAAUGGUAUUUGGAGAUGGAUCAAUUCUUUCGCUUGGGCCAAACCAAGUAAGGUCCAUUCUUGGUAUUCCAAUGGGAACGAAGGAAGUUCCUCUAGUUCUCAGGGAUGAUGAAGAGGAUACCUAGAAGAUUAUUCGCGUGUUUAAACAGUAUGGUGUUGGGUCGAAGGGAGAAACGGUUUCUCUGAAUCUAGCAGCUGCAGCCAUGUGCCCUAAGCUCGAAGGUGGUUCAAUUUGCUUGUGGAGCUGGAGACAGAAGUGGAUAAAGAGGACUUUUAUGAUAGCUUUCUUAAUUGUUGCCCUAUGAAUGGUAGUCUGCACGACGACAAAUAGUUCGAAUGUGGCUGCAUCUUUAGUGCCGACAUUGGCAGUGGCAUGUGAAUCUGGAGAGUAUGAUUGGUGCAAGUUUACAAUUGACUGGGUGCACGAUUUUGCUGAUCGAUUUCAGACAAAGUUUCAGAAAAAUGGAUGUCAUUGCGGAUGUGGUGGGAGCAUUGUAUUUCUGAUGAUUUUUUAUUUGGAUCACCUCCACCAUGUACCAACUAGGUGGGGUGUAUAUCCUAGGGUGAUGGUGUGGGAUUCUGAACAGGUGAGAGCAACUGUAGACGAAGAUCGAAGGUUUGAUGAAGAAUUUGGGCAUUUGCCGGUUCUUAACAUUACCUAUAGGGAGGACCAUCCUCUAGUUCCAUGAGACGGUGAUGUCAGGAUGGUGGAAAGUAAAGGCAUUGUUCAUAAUUCAAUUAAUAAUAUGGCGGAUCGGGUACCUAAUUCUGUGUUCAAUUUAGGAUAGAAAGUGAUCAAUUAUGAGCAUAAUGUGUAUCAUAAAUCUUUGUUUGUUGUGUAAGUCCUUGUUCUGUGCUUUCCUACGCUUGUAAGUCUAGUGGAGGGGAUAGUUGGGACAACAUUAGGUAAUGAUGAUUCCAAGGCUGGUCAAACCAAGAAUGAUCAAGAAAUGCACACUGUUAGCACUGGUAAGGGGAGAUAUCCCCGUCAUAGUGGGAGCAAUAACAAGGGUAUGAAGCUGAAAGCACUGAAAGAGAAGUGCCCAAAUGAAGAGAAGGAAUCUUCAUGUGGAAGUUAUUCGAGCAAUAGGGAACCCGUGGGAACGUUGACCCGGGAAACAGCUUAUGAUAAGCGGUUGGAGACGUUUAUUAAAGGGUGGAAGGAUUUGAAGGAUGAAAACAAGCCAGGACCGUCGAUCAUUGAAUGUGAUGGAAUGAAUGCCACACAAAGGGAUUGUUACGGAGUAGUGGGUCAUAGAGUGCGUCUUGGGCACAAUAUGUGCGGAUGGCAUCGACUUUGUACACAAAGUAUUGGGGACCAAUGGAGUUUCUGAAUAGGAGGAAACGGAUUUUGUUGGAUCCCUUUUAUGUAAUGAUGAUUAAGGCCAAGGAUAGGGAUUAUGAGAAACUUGCAAGGAAGUACGGCAUGUCGUUGUUAACCAUCCCCAAUGAUGAAAUAAGACUAGUUUUCAUGCCCGUGUUUGAUGGGUCUGCUGAAAAGGCGGAUGAACACUGGUGGUGUCUUUUCAUGGAUAUGGUGAAGAAGCAGUUUUGGAUGAUUGAUUCCUUGUAUGCGGAUCCUUACGAACACCAUGCAGAGCUGGUUACAAAACUGGUGAAGGCAGUAGAUGUUUUGUUCCAAGUGAAAGAUCCCUUGUGGGAGCUGGGAAGUCUUGAGAAGUGGCCCAGGCAUGUGGUGGGCAUGGUCAAGCAAAUCGACACUUUCUCCUGUGAUGUCCUAAUGCUUGGUUGCAUUAAACACUAUGCACGUAGUUGUAGUGAUACCAGUUUCCCUUUGGAGAAGAACUUGAGAAAUAAGUUGUUUCUAGAGGAUGCGAACAACUCCUACAACGAACUUAGAGAAAAGUUCAAUGACAUUUUUCCCAAGGAAUGCGUAUGGACCAAAAGGACAGGAUCUUCUCAAAAUACUUAUUAGUUCUGUGUCUUUUAGCUUUUGAUUUGGGAUGGUAGACUAUGCGGCUGUUGACCUUUUGACUUGUUUUGUGUAGUCUGUGUUGCUAAGCUUGUUAACUGUUUGGUGAAGGUGCCUUUGUAGUUCAUGAAAAUAGACGUUGUAUGGAACUUGGUUGAUGUUUUUUUAAGCUAUUCGACUAGAACUUAUGGUUGUAUAAACGAUUUGAACUCCCAGUUGCCAUAUUUAAGUAUUUUGGAUUA
Chenopodium quinoa (quinoa) is the source of this 2954-nucleotide messenger RNA. RefSeq lists its product as uncharacterized. The record is from RefSeq and is a predicted model, not a curated record. The transcript has 10 exons. Gene Ontology annotation, biological process: proteolysis. Gene Ontology annotation, molecular function: cysteine-type peptidase activity. Lineage: Eukaryota; Viridiplantae; Streptophyta; Magnoliopsida; Caryophyllales; Amaranthaceae. The coding region runs from base 2065 to 2715 and encodes 216 amino acids.